AUGUUCCGUGCUCAUACUAGGCCACGGCCAUCUAUAGUCCUCCUUCCAUUCGUACGUGUGCAGAGAUAUAUCCCCAUGACACAUGACCACUUGGCGAAGCAAAUCAAUGCAGUGGUCAAAGUGCUCCUGCUGGUCCGCAAGUGGGUUAGGAUCGUGGUAGUAGUCGGAGUAGUAGGAUUUGCGAAUUUUGUUCACGCAGUGCAGUGUGUGAAAGACAUCCAGAGUCGCGAGGUAGCCGCCCUGGUCGUCAUUUAA
Messenger RNA from Pochonia chlamydosporia 170, 255 nucleotides. RefSeq lists its product as hypothetical. The coding region runs from base 1 to 255 and encodes 84 amino acids. The record is from RefSeq and is a predicted model, not a curated record. The transcript has a single exon. Lineage: Eukaryota; Fungi; Ascomycota; Sordariomycetes; Hypocreales; Clavicipitaceae.